AUGGCGGAAGUCUUUUUUAUUGUGCGUUUACGGAAUCUCGUGGUUGGUAUUCCAACCUACGGUACGAUCUCCCGGGGGUUGUAUGCAUCUGUCAUGUUAUAUGUAAAAUAGGCUUUGCUGCCCAAAUGGAAAUUGAAGGGUUCCCUCUUGCA
Messenger RNA from Tuber melanosporum (Perigord truffle), 152 nucleotides. RefSeq lists its product as uncharacterized. The transcript has a single exon. Lineage: Eukaryota; Fungi; Ascomycota; Pezizomycetes; Pezizales; Tuberaceae. Bases 1 to 111 code for a protein of 36 amino acids. The record is from RefSeq and is a predicted model, not a curated record.